UUUUUCGACUUUUCUUGUUCACGACCGAUCUGAACGAAGCUACGAUUAUUCCCAAGUCAACAAAAAUUUGGGAUACGAAAUUCCGAUUUUAUUUAGAAAAGCUGGACCCCUCUUUUUCCGCCCAUCGACCUUCUUUUUUACCUGCCUAAUUUUUGUCGCAUCCUCGGCAACAAUUUAAUUCUUUGCACGACGAUCGCGUUUCGCCUUUCACCAACCUACCUCAAUAUUUUCGCAAAGCUUUUAGGCAUUCACCACAAUGGCCGACGCUCCAGCUCCUUCUCAGCUUCCGCCGCCGCCCCAGCCUAAUGCUGGCGCGCCUGGUUUCGAGAACCAGAAUGGCCAAGCCAAUCCCGCUCACAUGCCGCCUCCUCCCCUCCAUAUCCCGCCGAACACCAAUCCUAUCCCCACCGCUAUCACGUCUCCUAUGUCGGCUGUUGAUAAGGGUGUCAUGUCUCCGAGUAGCGGUGGUCCUUUCCCGCGCCGUGCCGCACCGGAGCCGAACAAGCGCGCCCUGUACGUCGGCGGUCUUGACCCUCGUGUCACAGAGGAUGUCUUGCGUCAGAUUUUCGAGACUACUGGUCACGUUCAAAACGUCAAGAUCAUCCCUGAUAAGAACCAAAAGGGAUACAACUAUGGUUUCGUCGAAUACGACGACCCCGGCGCAGCUGAGCGUGCUAUGCAGACGUUGAAUGGUCGGCGCGUCCACCAGUCUGAGAUCCGAGUUAAUUGGGCUUAUCAAUCUAACACUUCCAGCAAGGAAGACACAUCAGGCCACUUCCACAUUUUCGUUGGUGAUCUAUCUAAUGAAGUUAACGAUGAAGUUCUAUUGCAGGCUUUCUCAGCUUUUGGAACCAUCUCGGAGGCACGCGUCAUGUGGGAUAUGAAAACUGGCCGUUCCCGAGGUUAUGGUUUCGUCGCUUUUAGAGACCGCGCCGACGCUGAAAAGGCCUUGAGUUCGAUGGACGGCGAGUGGUUAGGCUCACGCGCGAUUCGAUGCAACUGGGCCAACCAAAAGGGGCAGCCUUCAAUGGCACAACAGCAGGCUAUGCAGGCUAUGGGCAUGACACCUACUACCCCUUACGGUCACCACCAUUUCCCGACCCACGGAAUUCAGAGCUACGAUAUGAUCGUCAACCAGACACCCGCUUGGCAGACCACUUGUUACGUCGGCAAUUUGACCCCGUACACGACCCAAAACGAUGUCGUGCCUCUUUUCCAGAACUUUGGCUACGUCACUGAGUCGCGAUUCCAGGCCGAUCGCGGCUUUGCAUUCAUCAAGAUGGACUCGCAUGAAAAUGCAGCCAUGGCAAUUUGCCAAUUGAAUGGAUACAAUGUCAACGGACGACCUCUGAAGUGCAGCUGGGGUAAAGACAAGACUCCUAACGCACAGGGCAGUGCGGGAGGUGCAUUCGACCCUGCUCAACAAGCUUUUAGUCCUCAGAGCGCUCAGCCGCCAUCGGCAUACCCUGGCACACCGUCGACUUUCUUCCCCCAGUACGGAGGUCAGUACGGUGGUCAGCAGCAGCCUUACGCUGGCCCGCCGGCUCAGUCGCCCGCGGGUUACGGAGCUCAGCCCAUGGGAUACGGAGGGCCACCAAGCGCUGGAGGUUAUGGACGUGGCCAACAACCCCCUAACCAGCCGUGGACCCAGCCGCCGCCCACUCAGAGCUUCAACAGCGGCUAUCCUGGAUACCAGGGUUAAUGGAUAUACGAGGCAGUCGGUUUUAUCAAUGGAGCAUUUGGUUGAAAGGAGGCCCUUCAGAUGCAUGCGUUAGCAACAUCUUCUCU
This is a messenger RNA of Hypoxylon trugodes, 1788 nucleotides long. RefSeq lists its product as uncharacterized. NCBI's taxonomy places the organism in Eukaryota, Fungi, Ascomycota, Sordariomycetes, Xylariales, Hypoxylaceae. Gene Ontology annotation, molecular function: RNA binding. The transcript is spliced from 5 exons. The record is from RefSeq and is a predicted model, not a curated record. Bases 257 to 1702 code for a protein of 481 amino acids.